ACUAAGAAAAAGACGUAAACGGAAGUGAACUGUGACCACAUUAGCGUUUAUGUUAUUUAAACAUUUAUUAACAACCUGAAACUCAAAAUAUGAGUCUUUAACUGCACAGCAUCACGUACUUACCCAACAUAGUGUUUAAUUCGCGUUGCAGACAGGACUUAGUUGAUAGAUGUUAUCUCUUUAACGCCAGCUUGCUAAAAAUAUAUAACUGUAUGGUUUAUCACGCUCAAAUAGCCUCCAUCAUGGAGGUUCUAGCGAAUGCAGCCGUGGCAGAAAUAUGUAAAGUCGUAGACGACGAUUAUGCAGUGUUUCGUUUGCAAAUAACUCAAAGUCAGAAAGAAAACAGAGGAUUGCGGAGGAAACUACUGGAAAUGAAGGUGGCACGGGAGCGCGUCCCUGUCAGUCGUKCCAAUAGUUUCAAGAUCUUCGACCGAUACAGAGGAAUGGCAAGAGGUGAAGGACGUCUCACUGGAGGCCACAGGACCUUUGUGAAGCCGGCGGGACACAAUACAUGGAGAGAUGGUCAACAGAUCACUGUUGAUGAGGGGAYUGGAACCCCAACCCAGCACAUUAUCAUGGUAGAGUCUGCAGAUGCAGAGGCUGCAGGUCCUGGGGUCAAGCAGGAGAGGUCUGAAGGAGAGGAGGACCUACGGCACAGCGGAGACGUCCAGACUGAAGAGUCUGGAGCGCCCCCUGUAGCCACGGAGGACCCCACCACCACCCCAGCGCAGCUAAGGGACCGACGCAGCAUCACGGAGGAGGAGCAGGGUUCAGAUGUGCUGCUGAUGUGUGAGGAGGGUCUMGGGAACUCUAAGGAGACCAUGGUCAUGGAGGAAAACCAGACUACACCACCACCACCACCUGAACCCACAGAGGAACCAGUGGUUGGCUGGAGGCUAACAAAUACUGGGUGGCUGUCUUGGAUUCUCUGA
Salvelinus sp. IW2-2015 is the source of this 932-nucleotide messenger RNA. NCBI's taxonomy places the organism in Eukaryota, Metazoa, Chordata, Actinopteri, Salmoniformes, Salmonidae. The record is from RefSeq and is a predicted model, not a curated record.